Molecule: messenger RNA, 882 nt
Organism: Cynara cardunculus var. scolymus (artichoke)
Lineage: Eukaryota; Viridiplantae; Streptophyta; Magnoliopsida; Asterales; Asteraceae
Product: 22.0 kDa heat shock protein-like
Exons: 1
Coding region: 54-641 (195 amino acids)
Biological process (GO): protein folding; response to hydrogen peroxide; protein complex oligomerization
Source: RefSeq, a predicted model, not a curated record
CCAGAAAUUCAACAAACCUAAUCGAGCUAUCAUAUACAAUCACUAACACGACCAUGCGAACGAUUCUGCUAUUGGGGUUUCUGUAUCUAUUAUUCGCCGGAAAAUGUGGCGGAUCUCUGUUAUCGACGCUAAUCGAUCAUCAUCACGAUCCAAUCGGUGGCAGUAUCUUAUCUGAUUUGUUUUCCAAUCCUUUUAGAGAAUUGGAGCAGAUUCCGUUCGGAAUCCAGCGGGACGACGAACUGAUCGUGUCGCCGGCGAGGGUGGAUUGGAAGGAGACACGCGACGGUCAUGAGAUCACGAUGGAAGUCCCUGGGAUGAARAAGGAAGAAUUAAAGAUUGAAGUGGAAGAAAAUCGAGUGUUGAGAGUUAGCGGAGAGAGAAAGAGGGAGAAGGAGGAGAAAGACGGUGGUGGUGAUCACUGGCACCGCCGUGAACGGUCGUAUGGGAAGUUCUGGAGACAGUUCCGGUUGCCGGAUAAUCUCGAUCUAGAUUCAGUAAAUGCAAAGCUUGAGAACGGGGUGCUGACGAUUUCGAUCAGGAAGUUGUCGCCUGAACAGAUAAAAGGACCGAAGGUGGUGAGCAUUGGCGGCGGAGAACCAUCACAGCCGCUGUCCGUGGCGGAGACGAAACCGGAACUUUGACCGGCGAAUAUAGUUUAGCUUCAAGGAUAUGUUAACUGUCAGUCGUUUGGUUGAGUGAGGUGGUUAUGUCACUAAUAAAAAUUAAUGUAAAAUAGAAAUAUUAUGUAUUACCAAAAAAAUAAACACGUGGCGGCGUUUUAUUUGUGCUUACAAAUAUUGUUUUUGAACUUUUAUAUUAACGUCUAUUUUGAGAUUUUCACAUUAUAGGACUUGGCAUCUUUGUUUUAUAGUAUCAUCGGUU